Messenger RNA from Podarcis muralis (Common wall lizard), 2245 nucleotides. RefSeq names its product otopetrin 2 (gene OTOP2). The record is from RefSeq and is a predicted model, not a curated record. Gene Ontology annotation, cellular component: membrane. NCBI's taxonomy places the organism in Eukaryota, Metazoa, Chordata, Lepidosauria, Squamata, Lacertidae. Gene Ontology annotation, biological process: proton transmembrane transport. Gene Ontology annotation, molecular function: proton channel activity.
CUCUGUGGUUUAACCCACAGCGGGGCUCCUUUGUCUUUAAUAGUUGUGUAGAAAAGGGGUUGGUUGUGAUUUUGUUCUGCUGCCAUUUAUACUGAAAUCCCCCCUCCCCUGCAUAAGAGCUCUGUACUCUUUUUCAUCUGGCCCCCAACUCUAAAAAUAUGCAGGAAAUAAGACACCGACAAUGCAGUCCUUAUAUAUCACAUCUACUCCGAAGACCCAGUAAGUUCAAUGGAGCUCAUAUAGGAUCAGUGGAGUGUGUAUAGGAUUUCAGCGUAAGGAGGUUUUACUUCCAGCUCAAGACUGGCAGGUUGAUUCUACGCCAAGGCCAAUUGUUGCUGUUAUGCUUUUUAAAAAUAAUAAUAAUGAAAUGAAAUGUGACCUGUGUGGUAUGGUUUGCGAUAAGAUCCCACCUUCCCACCAUUUUUACUGUCAAGUGACCUUGACCCUCUCUUCCUCAUCCUUUCUUCCCUAAAACUAGCUACUGCACAAAAUGGAUCAUGUGAGCCUUACUGAUAAGUUUAUGAAGAUCACUGGUGGUGUAAAUCACAGAGGCGUCCGGACAGAUAUAAAUUCCAGGGCAUCUGUGAGCUGGGGGAAAAGGAAGCUUGUGUGAAAGCAGCGGUGAGGAAAGAGAGUCGACUUGCGGGUGGAAAACAGGACAGCAGCAGCAUCUCCUCGGUGCCCAUUAAAUCAUGACCGAAGUAUCAAUGUGGCAAGACUGUGAGAUCAAACGUGAGGAUUCCAUGAUGGGCUCCGGCCACAAGGACGAUAAGGGCAGCUUUGGACCUGACCCGCUAUCUCCCACCUCUCCCAUUGGCUCCCACAAGUGCCCGUCUCCCUCGCCACACAGCUCCAAAGAAGUCUGGAAGAAAGGAGGGCGUGUCUUCUCCAUUCUACUAGCCAUCAAUUUGGUGCUUCUGUCCUGCACACUGGUCAGCGGUGGGGCUUUCCAAGAAGUAAAGCUGCAUGACUAUGAUGUCUUUUUCAUGCUCAUCAUUGUGAUGCUGAUCAACAUUGCCUGGAUGCUCUUCUACAUCUUCAGAACCUCCCGGCUGCAGGGUGCCAUUCCUUGCAAGGACAACCAUGCAGGGCCCAUCUGGCUGAGAGGAGGCUUGGUCUUGUUUGCAGUCCUCUCGCUGGUAAUGGAUGCUUUUAAGACCGGAUAUUAUUCCAGCUACUAUAAGUGCCUGUCACCCAUCAGAAUAAUGUUUCCAGUGGUACAGGGUGUGUUUGUGAUCACUCAGACUGUCUUCCUCUGGAUGUCUGCCCAAGACUGCAUCCACAAGCAUCUGAAUCUUACCAGAUGUGGCUUGAUGCUCACGUUGACCACCAACCUAGCAGUGUGGAUGGCAGCUGUAACAGAUGAGUCAGUGCAUAAGGCUGAAUCAAAGAACCCAAUUGCAAAUGUUACACACAGAAUGGCUCUGUUAAUGAUGAGGGCGGCCUCGCCGACAGAAAACUGUGCCUGCAAAAGCCAACUCUGCAAGAUCUUCCAGAAUGGCUAUUACUGGCUGUACCCCUUCAAUAUCGAGUACAGCCUCUUCGCUUCCGCCAUGGUCUACGUCAUGUGGAAGAACGUUGGCCGCCUCAUUGACCCCCAUGACAACCAUAUCCACCAACUGAAGUUCAAGCUUUUCAGAAGGACUUAUUUUUUGGGCACCAUCGUGGGGUUCUUGGUCCUUGUGACGGGCAUAGCGGUCCUGAUUGUGUAUGAGAUUCAGGUAAAUUCAAAGGAAGACUCUAAGAGGACCGACCAGGUGCUCACUAUGUAUUACGGCUUCAACAUUGUUUGCCUGAGCCUGAUGUCCGCCAUCUGCAUCGCAGGCUCCAUUGUUUAUAGAUUUGACAAGAGGGACAUGGACCAUCACAAGAACCCAACCAGAACUUUGGAUGUAGCAUUAUUGAUGGGUGCAGCCUUGGGGCAAUAUGCCAUUUCCUAUUACUCUAUUGUGGCCACAGUGGCCAGUUCACCAAGGGACACUAUAAAUGCCCUCAACUUGAGCUAUUCCCUGCUGAUGCUUGCUCAACCCACUUUCCAAAACAUUUUCAUCAUUGAAGGCCUCCACCGGCAACCCCAGAAGAGGAAGACAAAGUUGACCCUCAGCAGAAGGAUAUCUAUGGGCUCACUUUUGUCAAUAUGAAUGCAGUAUCGCUCCGUGUUCCCUGAGAGUUUGAGUGCUCUGCCGCCCAGCGCACUGCCAGGGUUAGCCAUUCAGACUUCUGAAGCGAGGCGGUCCCUUAAAGC